Molecule: messenger RNA, 2096 nt
Organism: Raphanus sativus (radish)
Lineage: Eukaryota; Viridiplantae; Streptophyta; Magnoliopsida; Brassicales; Brassicaceae
Product: transcription factor MYC2
Exons: 1
Coding region: 124-1854 (576 amino acids)
Biological process (GO): regulation of DNA-templated transcription
Cellular component (GO): nucleus
Molecular function (GO): DNA-binding transcription factor activity; protein dimerization activity; transcription cis-regulatory region binding
Source: RefSeq, a predicted model, not a curated record
UAAACGCAGACGCACUCCAUUAUCUCCACCACGAUAACUUUCUCUCUCUCUUUCCCUUUUUCUUUCUCUCUGACUCUCUCUCACUCUCGGAGCUUUUACGUUAACCAGUGACUGGUUUAUGUAAUGACGGACAACCAGCUACAACCAAUGAGGAAUCUCUGGACCACCGACGAUAACACCUCUAUGAUGGAAGCUUUCUUGACCUCCUCCGAUAUGUCAGCCUUAUGGCUACAGGAAACGUCGGCGACAGCUCCGGCGGGAUUUAACCAGGAGACUCUCCAGCAAAGACUACAAGCACUGAUUGAAGGGACAAACGAAGGUUGGACCUACGCUAUAUUCUGGCAGCCGUCGUACGAUUUCUCAGGCGACCCCGUUCUCGGCUGGGGUGAUGGUUAUUACAUAGGUGAAGAAGACAAAGGAAAGCCCAAACAGAGAUCGACUCCACUGCCCUUUUCGACUCCGGCGGAUCAGGAGUAUCGGAAAAAAGUGUUGCGUGAGCUGAACUCGCUGAUCUCCGGCGGAGGUGGUCCUGUGGAUGAUGCCGUCGAUGAGGAGGUGACGGACACGGAGUGGUUCUUCUUGGUUUCGAUGACGCAGAGCUUUGCAUCUGGUGCUGGGUUGGCGGGUAAAGCGUUCUCGACAGGUAACGUAGUUUGGGUUUCCGGGUCGGAUCAGCUAUCCGGAUCGAGUUGUGAGCGGGCUAAGCAAGGAGGAGUUUUUGGGAUGCAGACCAUCGCGUGUAUCCCUUCGGUCAACGGAGUUGUUGAGCUCGGGUCAACGGAGCAGAUCCGACGGAGUUCUGAUCUUAUGAAUAAGGUCCGACUGCUUUUCAAUUUCGAUGUUGGUACUAACUGGAACCUCCAAGGGGAAAACGACCCGUCUGUAUGGAUUAAUGAUCCGAUUGGAGCAUCCGAACCGGGUAACGGACAGUUUUAUUCCAAGUUUGAAAAUGGUGGUAGUUCAAGCACCAUAACGGGAAACCCGAACCAUGAUUCGACUCUAAGCCCGGUUCACUCCCAAACCCUAAAUCCAAAUUUCAAUAACAAUUUCUCUGGCGAAAUGAAUUUCUCCACGUCGAGUAAACCCAGACCCGGAGAGAUAUUGAGCUUCGGUAAUAAUGGUAAACGGAGCUCCAUGAAUCCCGAUCCGAUCCAAUUCGAGAACAAGAGAAAGAACUCUCUCGGUUUGAUCGACGAUAAAGUUCUAUCAUUCGGAGGCGGAGGAGAAACCGAUCACUCCGACCUAGAAGCUUCCGUAGUGAAAGAAACCCCGGAGAAACGUCCGAAGAAACGGGGGAGAAAACCGGCGAACGGUAGAGAAGAACCGCUGAACCACGUCGAAGCGGAGAGACAGAGACGCGAGAAACUAAACCAGCGUUUUUACGCGUUACGUGCGGUUGUACCAAACGUUUCGAAAAUGGACAAAGCUUCCUUGCUCGGAGACGCCAUCGCUUACAUCAACGAGCUCGAGUUGAAUGUAAACAAGACGGAGUCCGAGAAAAUCAAGAUCAAGAACCAGCUUGAGGAGGUUAAAAUGGAGCUCGCCGGAAGAAAAGCAAGCACGUGUGGAGAUCUUUCAUCUUCUUCUUCCUCCUCUUCAGCUACGGCACCUGUGGGGAUGGAGAUUGAAGUGAAGGUAAUGGGAUGGGAUGCGAUGAUUAGGGUGGAAUCGAGCAAAAGGAAUCAUCCAGCGGCGAGAUUGAUGUCAGCGUUGAUGGAUUUGGAGCUCGAGGUUAGUCAUGCUAGUAUGUCGGUGGUUAACGAUUUGAUGAUUCAGCAAGCGACCGUGAAGAUGGGGUUCAGAAUCUAUACGCAGGACCAGCUCCGGGCGAGUUUAAUUUCAAAGAUCGGUUAAAAAAGGUGUUUUGUGAGUAAUCUUGUAGCUGUAGUUGUGUAAGAAGUGUCCUAAAAUAGAGAGCUUCUUUUGCUUCUCGAGUCUGUAUCGUAAUUGAAUGUGUAACGUGUGUAUAUUAUAUGGUUUCUAGAUGCUUACAUCUCAUCUCAGAGACAGUAAGGGUUUAGAAUCUUCCUCUUUUUAGAUAAAGAAACAUAAAUGAAUGUGAGAUCACCUCUUCAAAUGAAACAUAAACUUUGUGA